Molecule: messenger RNA, 1208 nt
Organism: Nematolebias whitei (Rio pearlfish)
Lineage: Eukaryota; Metazoa; Chordata; Actinopteri; Cyprinodontiformes; Rivulidae
Gene: glod4
Product: glyoxalase domain containing 4
Exons: 9
Coding region: 62-958 (298 amino acids)
Source: RefSeq, a predicted model, not a curated record
GAAAACGGAUAAAUCGAUCAUUAAGGAAGCGUAAUCGCGCCCUGCACGGAAAUCAAGAAGGAUGUCUAUGAGAAGAGCAUUGCAUUUUGUUUUCAAAGUUGGUGACCGGGUCAGAACAGCCACGUUUUACCGAGAUGUCUUGGGCAUGAAGGUUUUACGGCAUGAGGAGUUUGAAGAAGGCUGUAAAGCAACUUGCAAUGGUCCCUAUGAUGGAAAAUGGAGCAAGACAAUGGUUGGCUUUGGUCCAGAGGAAAACCAUUUUGUGGCUGAACUGACAUACAAUUACGGAAUUGGAGAAUAUCAACUUGGCAAUGACUUCUUGGGUCUCACACUACAGUCCAGCCAAGCCGUAAGCAAUGCCAAACGACUCGGGUGGCCCCUCGCUCAGGUGGAGGAAGCUCUGUAUUUGACCCACGCUCCUGGAGGAUAUCCUUUCUACAUUGUGGACAAAGACCAGCCUCCUCAUGACCCUGUGCAGAAAGUUUCCCUCGGUGUGUCGGACCUCCACAGAUCAACUCAUUACUGGGCUACGCUCUUAGGAAUGACAGUGAUGGAGAAAAGUGAGAAAAACAAGACGGUGUUGUUGGGAUUUGCAGAUUCUCAAUGUAAAUUGGAGCUUCGGGAUAUCAGUGGAACGGUCGAUCACGGAACAGCGUUUGGGAGGAUUGCAUUUUCAUGUCCACGAGAACAAUUGCCUGGUAUUGAAGCCUUGAUGAAAACAGAAAAUCAGAAAAUCCUCACUCCAUUAGUCAGCCUGGACACUCCUGGAAAAGCCACAGUAGAAGUCGUUAUUUUAGCUGACCCGGACGGUCACGAGAUUUGUUUUGUGGGAGAUGAGGCGUUCAGGCAGCUUUCUGCUGUGGAUCAUAAAGGAAGUGAAUUGCUUGAUAAGGCCAUGGCUGAAGAUAAAAGUGACGAAUGGUUUGCCAAGCAUAACAAACAGAAGGCUGCUGCAUGAGAUGCUUUUCUCAUCUGUUCACUUGAUGAUAAUCUCCUGAACCGGAUGCUCAUGGCUGACAUCUUUUCAUAAUGUUAACUCUGUUGUGCUCGGGCUGGAAGUCCGAUUAAUCUUCCUGAAUAACCAUGAUAUGAACCACUGCAAAGGACAACUUGCUGAAUUUGAUCAGUGUUUCUCAAAAAAUAUCUAAUUUAUUUCAGUUUGAUUAUUAAAGCAUACUUUUUUAAACCAUGACAAUUUAUCCAGAACC